AUGUCAGCAUCGGCUUUUGAACCAUCGAAUUUGGAGGCGUGGCUAAGGGAAUACUACAGGACGAUCUUUCCCUUCAAAUCUUAUACAAAAUGGCUAUGUUAUGGAGAAAAACCCUCCGAGAAGUUUGCACUUCGAGAAUUUGCUUUCAUUCUAGAAGGAGACACGCAUUUGAGGUAUCGAAGCUUUCAAAAUGAAGCCGAUUUCGAGAAGGAUCUUAUCAAAAUGGCUCCACACAAACUUGAUCUCGGAGCGAUUUAUUCACAUCCACCAAAAGAAAACAAGAAGCAUUCGGAUUUUAAGCCGGUAGAACGAGAAUUUGUUCUCGAUAUCGAUUUGACCGAUUACGGAAAUGUUCGCACCUGUUGCACAAAAGCGACUGUUUGCGCAAAAUGUUGGAAGUUUAUAGCUUUAGCUGUGAACAUUUUGGAUAAAAUUUUGGAGGAGGAUUUUGGAUUUGUGGCGCGAAUGUGGGUGUUUUCCGGUCGACGUGGUGUGCAUUGUUGGAUUGGGGAUGUUCAGGCUCGUCAAUUGAAUAAUAGUCAAAGACAAGCCGUUGCUGAAUACUUAUCGCUUUUUUCGGGUGAUAAAAUGAAUGUGAACUUUGGCGGCAAGAAAGUUCGAUCUCAAAUUCUGCAUCCAAUGGUCAACUUUGCCUACAAAUGUGCUCUGCAAAGCGAGCUUUUUCAGAGUUUGCUCUUUGAGCAACAAUGGUUGAGUGAUUCAAGACUGGAUUUUCUACUACAGCAGAUCGAAGAUGAAGAAGUUGUUGGACAAAUCACAAAGUCUUUUAAACUAAAAGAUUCGGAACGCUGGGAUUAUUUGUUAAAGAAGUUUGAUGAGGAAACGCGCGUGGCACAUAAUGCGAAAACGGGCGCAUCGAUAGAUCCACCUCCAGCAACAUGUGAAAACUUUUUGAAGUGGUUUGUUCUCUACCAUUGCUACCCUCGGCUUGAUGUGAAUGUAUCUACAGGAAUGAACCAUCUACUGAAAUCGCCCUUCUGUGUGCACCCGGCAACUGGAAAUAUUGCCGUUCCAUUGAACCCAAAGAAGAUUCACGAGUUUGACGUCACACAAGCUCCACGAGUAGAUCAACUUUUGAAACAGCUGCGAGAGAAUGGACAAAACUCGGCAGAAAAUCGACGGAUUUUGGGUUAUAAUCACACGUCACUGAAGGAUUAUGUGCAUAAUUUCAAUAUGUUCAUAAUGAAAGCGCUGGCAAAUGCAGAAGAAGAACGAGCGAAGCAAAAAGAUCUGGAUAUUAAACCACCAGAAAUAGAUAGUCCGUUGAGAUCUCGAACCGUCAAU
This is a messenger RNA of Mesorhabditis belari, 1305 nucleotides long. The record is from the annotation of a GenBank genome assembly. Lineage: Eukaryota; Metazoa; Nematoda; Chromadorea; Rhabditida; Rhabditidae.